AUGAAAUUACUCGUGCCAGAUGAUACUCGAACACCUAAUAGGCUGCCUUAUAGAAAAUCGCAAGACCAACCUUCGUGUGUUUCUCAAAUACCACAAAGAAAAUCAUCACAUAUUCCUAAACUUGCUUCCGCAGAAACUUCAGUACAAUCAAGAUCAGCUUUAAAUGAUGUUUCUAAUCUUUUUUCACCUGUAACUUACCAAGACAUUAAGGAGUUCAAUGAUA
Molecule: messenger RNA, 223 nt
Organism: Racocetra persica
Lineage: Eukaryota; Fungi; Glomeromycota; Glomeromycetes; Diversisporales; Gigasporaceae
Source: the annotation of a GenBank genome assembly